AUGAUCGACUACGACCUCGUGCUCAUCAUGGGGCCGAACUUGCUCGUGGGAGCCAUGGUGGGCAGCUUUUUAAACUUCGCGCUGCCCUCCUGGCUGAUACUGGCGAUGCUGGUGACCAUCCUUUGCCAAUCAGCCUUCAAGACUUUCAAGAAGGCUUUGGAGACGCUGCGGAAGGAGCGAGCCGGCGAAGUGCGUGGGCUGAAGCCGAACAGCCAGGGGGCCCGAUGGUUCAGGGCUCUACUUGGAGGUGAUGCCCGGCUCUCCAAGAAUCCCAUCGAGCGAUGCCUCAAGUUGCUUGGGCUGAGCAAGCGCUAUGCCGAGUUCGAGGACCCAUCAGCUUCUGCCGCUCCAGCGGCUGUGCUUGGCCACCGCACCGAGCUAGACGCAGGUCAAGUGAAGCAGAUGACCCGCGAGCCUUCGCUGGACACCGCACAGAGCACCCAGAGUCAGCUCGCGGAACCUCAGUACCCACGGGGCAAGCUCAUAGGCUUCCUCCUCAUGUGGGCGGUGCUUGUUUGCUCCAUCCUCUUCCGUGGUGGACACGCCGCCCCGGGCAUUGUGGAUGUGUGCUCGAGCAUGUACUGGGUCAUCGCCCUGGCCACGGCUGCACAGCUCGUAAUCCUCAGCAUCUCCUCCUCCGCCAAUGCCCUCCGCAUGGAGGCGGAAAGAGGCGCUUAA
Messenger RNA from Symbiodinium natans, 678 nucleotides. NCBI's taxonomy places the organism in Eukaryota, Dinophyceae, Suessiales, Symbiodiniaceae. The record is from the annotation of a GenBank genome assembly.